UGUUAUAUGUUUUGUGGUGGAACCGGACCGACAUAACCACAAAAUUAUUAUUUUAAUAAACAAUUUGUACUAUAAAAAUAUGACUUAUUAAGGAUUGUUACACCGAUUUUAAGAUUGAAUCAUGUUAACGCGCGAUGCAGAACUAAUUUGGAAUACUCUGAAAGGCAUAAUAUGUGUUUACAAACCGGCGGAAGUCUCCACGAGAAGAUUACGAACGACUAUCAUAAACAAGAUAUGUGCAGAACUAAACGAAAUGGACGUGAGACCCCCUGAAGGAUAUGUAGCGAUUGAAGGCAACCCUUCAAAAAAUCUAACAGUUGUAGUAAGGCCAAAUUAUGCUGACCAUCCUCUAGUCGUAGGCCCAAGAUACCAGGAACAGGAUUUACCUGUGAGCUGGUCAAACUAUUUGGGACAUAACACUUCUGGAGUACUAAUUUUUGGCUUAAGAAGUGGUACUAGGUGGGCGAAAUUUGUUAGAGAGAAUCUACCUACAAGGGCGUAUAGAGUAAAAGGAGUUUUUGGACGAGCUACUGAGAAUGGUUUUAAAGAUGGGAAAGUUGUGGAAAGGUCUACUUGGAGACACAUCAGGCAAUGGAAUUUGGAAAGACUGUUAUCGUCAAUGCAGGCUGCCCAUCAGAAAAAAAUGUUUGAAAUGUGUGGAGUAGAUAUGCAGUCCCAGCUGGCUUAUGAUCUAGCAAUUAAAGGACCCAUUAGACCUAUAAAUUCUAAAAUCCCCAUAAUAUAUGGACUGAAAUGUGUGGAAUUCGAGCCACCAGGCUUCACGAUAGAAAUCCAGUGUAUAAAUGAAUACGAAACAUAUUUAAAAAGCUUGAUACACGAGAUUGGAUGGAAACUCCACUCUACCGCUUACUGUACAGCUAUAAAGUGUAUUAGACACAGUUGCUUUACCCUGGACCAUGCCCUGUUAAUGAAACACUGGGAUUUACAGAACAUCGUCACCAAUAUAGAACAAUGCAACAAUAUAUUAAGUGAAAAUGAACAUUUGCUAAAACAAGAAAGUGUAGCAUUGCGAUAAUGUAUGCUGUGAUUUUUUAAUAUCUGCGGCACAUACAUGCAGUGGAGAUUUUAAUGGUCACACGGUAUAUUUGAGUUUGUUAAUGUUUGUAUAAUAAAUGUAUA
Molecule: messenger RNA, 1140 nt
Organism: Anoplophora glabripennis (Asian longhorned beetle)
Lineage: Eukaryota; Metazoa; Arthropoda; Insecta; Coleoptera; Cerambycidae
Product: mitochondrial mRNA pseudouridine synthase Trub2
Exons: 5
Coding region: 122-1036 (304 amino acids)
Biological process (GO): pseudouridine synthesis; RNA processing
Molecular function (GO): RNA binding; pseudouridine synthase activity
Source: RefSeq, a predicted model, not a curated record